AUGAUGUCGGUCGGGCUGGGCCUCGGGUUACCAUACGACUCUACCGGCGGUCCGAUGGGGUUGCCGGAGCUCAUGAUGGGCCAGUCAUCACUGUUCAGCGCCAAGCCGGCCACGCUGGACUUUCUAGGGCUCAGGAUGAGCCCCAUCGGUGCAACGACGAGCAGGGGCCUCCCCGUGUUGAUGCAGCCCAUGGGCGGCGUGGUCGGCAUGGCCCGGACCGGCAGCGGCGCGGCGGAGACGUUCGGCUCCGGCCCGAGCGCUCAUGCCAAGCCCUGGGAGAGGAACCCGAGCAGCUCGCCGAUCUUGUGA
This is a messenger RNA of Triticum turgidum subsp. durum (durum wheat), 309 nucleotides long. The record is from the annotation of a GenBank genome assembly. NCBI's taxonomy places the organism in Eukaryota, Viridiplantae, Streptophyta, Magnoliopsida, Poales, Poaceae.